Molecule: messenger RNA, 3129 nt
Organism: Anarrhichthys ocellatus (wolf-eel)
Lineage: Eukaryota; Metazoa; Chordata; Actinopteri; Perciformes; Anarhichadidae
Product: cleft lip and palate transmembrane protein 1-like protein
Exons: 17
Coding region: 151-1758 (535 amino acids)
Cellular component (GO): membrane; endomembrane system
Source: RefSeq, a predicted model, not a curated record
AGAUAACCGGAAGGAUGCUGUGGCAGGGAGGAAGCGUGGGGAUUCUAUUGUGCUGACGCUGGAUGCGAUUAUAAACAGCUCCGUCCUCAACCCGGACCACGUCCAUUUUUUUAAUUUAAUUUUUCUGUUGUUGUUGCAUUAAUAGCUGCCAUGUUCCCAUCGUGUCAGUCGAAGCCCGCGGACAGCAGCGGUAAUAGGAGCUCCAUCGGUAAGAUGCUGCUCGGGGUCUUUGUGGUGUACAUGCUCCACACCGCCUGGCUGCUGUACGGCUUCCUCAACACUAAGCCCUGCGAUGGAAGCACAGACGAGCACUGCAUCACCUCCUACCUGACAGCAAGAGCCCGGCUGCAGAUGAGUGUCUUCACCUGCCUAGUGCCAGACAACAGCCAACUCCACCUCGCUGUGAAAAUAGACCCGUUUGACCCACACUCUACAUUUGAGAGGCAGGUGAAUGUCUCUCUGCCAGAGCAGACUCGGGCUAAUGGCACUCUGUUUGCGGUCGUGUACGUUCACAAAGCCGGUGUUUCCCCUCUGGAGGACAGCAGAGAAGUUCACUACGCAGCUCAGCUCACCACCUACAUCACUCCCACACACACAGAGGGCCAGCGAGACAUGCAGAAGAGGUCCAGUCCCAGAUCAGAGAACACUGUAUCCCACUGGAGGCCUCACCUGUCAAUCACUGUGAUGUCAGAGGACUUCACCUUCAACAAAGCGGGGCUUCCUAGCGAUGUGCGGCGCUACAUGAGAGUCUCUCAGGAAGGCCGACAAAUGAUCUACCUCCCUCUGCUGCUGGUGAACGAGCUCAGCUUCAGAGUCAGAGACCUCCUGGCGAUCAGCAGCAGCACUGUUCAGCUCCCUCUGACUGUGUCCUACGAGGGAAUCUCCUUAAGGGGGUUCAGGUUCUGGGUGCAUCUGCAGGACGUGGUUUAUUCCUUGCGACAGUUUGGCUUCACAGAGGAGAACAUAGAUGAAAUUAAAGAAACAUUGGUGGGCUCCAACCUCUACCUGUUAGUGUUGACUGCACUCAUCACAGCUCUGCAACUCAUCUGUGAAUUCUUGGCUCUUAAAAAUGACUUCAGCUCAUGGAGAAAAAAGAAGAGCAUGGCGGGAAUGUCCAGGAAGUCAGUUCUGUGGCGUAGUCUCAGCACUUUGCUGAUCUUCCUCCAUCUGCUAGAGGAGACCAGUCUGCUGGUGCUGCUUCCUGUUGGAUUGGGAGCAUGUGUCGAGGUAUGGAAGGUGUUUACCGUGUUUAAGAUCCAGUUUCAAUGGAAAAGCUCCAAGCUCCAUGUAAUUAAGCUGGAUGAGGAAGAAAGAAAGACAGUGGAGUACGACACACAGGCGUCCAGAUACUUGUCCUACUUGGUCUAUCCUCUGUGUAUCAGCGGAGCUAUUUUCUCACUGGCCUACUUACGCCAAAAGAGUUACUACUCCUGGUUGGUGAACACUCUAGUGACUGGAGUGUAUGCCUUUGGCUUCCUGUCUAUGGCCCCACAGCUCUUCAUCAACCACAAGCUGAAGUCGGUGUGCCACCUGCAGGGGACAGUGUUGAUGUACAGAGGAGUGAACACGCUGAUCUCAGACCUGUGCUCCUGUGCCUCCUUUUUCUCCUCGUCUGGAUCCUUCUCCUCCUCUCAUCAACUUUCCUGCUUCAGAGAUGAGCUCCUCUUCUUCCUCUACCUCUACCAGCGAAGGCGUUACGCCCACAAGGCCAGGAGGCGAGAGUCUGGGACCCAAAGCAAGAAACUAAAGACUCAAUGAGGAGAAGACACAUUCCCUCCCCUUCCCCUUUUUUUCCACAGAUGAAUGCACAAACACACAAAAACAACGUUGAAGAUGUGAAACGGAGCCUCAGGCAGGACACUCGGCCGUGUGCGCCACAGCAGCUUCAAACUGACCCAAGAUGAGCUGUUCUGCGUCUGACUCGUCACUGCUGUACACUCAUGGUGCUGCUGCUUUUUGCUUGGCAUCGAUGAAGCUUCCCCCUUUACUCCACAGACAUUCUCUGCUGCACAUGAAGAAUACCGACAGUAUCAUAUCAGCAGUCGUAAUGUGCAUUUGCUCAAUUCUCCUCUUUAUGGCUGUCUGUUAAGCUGGAACCACAAUUUUCCCUUUAAGUUUUAGUUUAAACAUUUUUUUUUAAAUAUGGAUUUAUACACAUACAGUAUAUUCUGUAAUGUGUGCUUGUUCCGCCACUUACAUGAAGCUGGAGCGGCCUUCUAAUAAAAGCACAAAAGGCUCUAUGGAGCUUUACGCUUCUAUAAAUUAAAAUAUUCAAACCUAAGACAUCAUCAUUUUUAUGGUUGCGCACUAUUACAUCCAAUGAAAAUUAUUUUGCACAAUUACCCCAACUCAGCGCAGCAUAUUUGUUUUAUUUGGAGUCUUUGUGAUCCUGAGUAGAAGGUAAAAUGAUGUCCUGUGGUUUGAACAUUGCAUGGCUUUGCAGCACAAGUGUGUAAUGAUAGACAUAAAGGUGCAACAUGGCCUCUGACAGUUAUGAGAAGAUCAGACCAGCAACAUGAAGCACUUGUUACUCUUCAUCGAGGAUAAAUAAUAAAUAAAUGACUUGUGUUGAAGGCUUAUGCUGGAGUCUGAUCCGGUUGUUUUGCAGGUAGAAGGUCCAUGUCACCUGUUGAGUAAAUUUAAUGUUAGUCAUAUCCAGAACAUCAUUAGAUAAAGUAUUUUUUUGUAUUUUGCCAUCCUUAAUGUCACCCUUGUGUAUUACAUAUAGAGUUAGUUCCACUGUACUACUGUGCAAUUAUUUUCUUAAGAUUGACUUUGCAAUGUUAACAUAAAAGAAGAGACCAGACUAUUUACUGCAAAUAUCCUGAUGGCAUGUGCCUGCAAUGCAUUUUGACUUUACAACAUACAAUAUAGCUGUUUAUUGGAAGUGUUUGGUUUGUUCCCUUUCAUUCAGCAUCGCACAGUAUGAGAAACAUUUUUCUACAGAAGCAUAAACACAACACUGUAAAGUUACUAUUUUAUCAAGCUGUUUGUUGUGAUCAUAUUACACUGAUCUCUGCGCUAAUUCUUUCAUUCUUUGCUGACUGAACUGCUUGAGCUGAAGUAUAAUUUACCAACGUCAAAUGAUUUUUUUAAAUUAAUUUAUAUUUUUCAUUGUUUGGGCAAUGC